Molecule: messenger RNA, 1984 nt
Organism: Striga asiatica
Lineage: Eukaryota; Viridiplantae; Streptophyta; Magnoliopsida; Lamiales; Orobanchaceae
Source: the annotation of a GenBank genome assembly
GCCGGCCAAAAUAAACGAGCUUUCCGAACUCUGCAAACCUAUCCAAACGCGUCCUAUUCGGCUAUUCCUAUUCGGCCCACAUAUCGGAUUCUAUUCCUAUUCGGCUAUUCCUAUUCUUAACUAAAGGUGAGUUAUUUUCAUUCUUCCCUUCUCCUAUUUAUUUAUGCAGCGUGUUCGUUAGCCCUAAUUUCAUUCUUCCCUUCUGCUAUUUAAACUUGCAUAAUAGAGUUAUUUUUUUUUUUCUUCUAAAAUCAACACUGAGGAAAAAGAAGAGGAUUCAAGCAUUAUGUGGAUCCGAGACCCAAGAGUUGUAUUCGGAUUAUCUGGAAGGAAAUCACACAUGAAAAUAUCACCCAUACAUGUUACUCUUCUGGUGGCCGCCCCUCAAUUGGAUAAUAAUCCCAAUCUUCUGAUUGUUCAGGAAAGCGGUAGUAGUAAAAGAGUGAGGACAAGCAUUGAGGUCUUUGCUGCUGACAGCAAUUUUGACAAUGGACUCGAAGUUUUGUUGUCCAAUAUCAGCGAAGACCUAUUGUCGGAGAUCCUUGUUAGACUCCCAAAUUGUCGAUUUGCUAUUCAGUUGAGCUCUGUCUGUCGGCGUUGGCAUUCAUUGAUCUCUCAACCCCGAUUCAUCCCUAGCUUCAUCCGCCUCCACCAAGAUCGAGAUCAAUCCUACACCAUUCUUUUCCGCAUGAAUUAUCGUUGUAUUCGUGACACCCCAGAGUAUUAUCAAUUGGUUUGCACUCUUUUCUCGGAGGAAUCUUUGCUUAUCCACGGAAAGCGUGCAUUAUUAUCACCGUCUAACUAUCUCGACUUCAUGCCUUCACUCAUGGUCGUAAGAGCAUCGUGCAAUGACUUGUUGCUUGUGUCCCCCGAUACGUUUUAUUUGGAUGGUCGUUUUCGCAACCACCAUCAGAGGUACUACAUUUGUAACCCGGUGACUAAAAAGUGGUUUCUCAUUCCUGGAGAAACCCCUCUUGGAACAAGGGCAGGGUUUGCAUUAAUAUGCAAUAAGAACUCUUACAAGGUGGUACUUCUCGACAAGUUUACUACGGUUGAUGCAAAAGGAAAAGAGUUUGUCGAUGCAUAUGGACAUACAGUGUCGGUGUUUUGCUCCGAGUCGGGGCAAUGGACCAGAUCUUUCUUCCUGUUUCCUCCUCGCCCAACAAGGGACUAUGCCAUUAUCACCAAUGUUGUUUCGUGCAAUGGGAUUCUGUACUGGAUGGACGGUUUAUAUAACCUCGACCGCAUUGUUUCUUUUGAUCUGGCCAAUAAUCGGUUUCCCGUAAUCUACUUCCCAGACAUUGUGCGUGACAACACCACCAAUGACACACCCGACUCGAGGGUCCACAUUGGUGCCGUGAGGGAUGAGUUGAGGUUGUUGCACAUUUUGAGGGCCGGGCCGGGCCGGAAAUGCUUUGUCAUGAGGGCUUGGGAAUUGGACCGUGGGGACGACAUGUGGGCGUUGGUUGGCGAGAGGGAGUUGAGCUUUCCGGAUGCCGUCACUGCAGAUGGUGACCGGGAUACUGUGGUGGCGGCCGUUUUUCAUCCAAAAGAUUAUGAUUCGAUUUUCGUCAUAUGUGGAAAGAGUGUUUAUGAGUGUGGGAUUUCCAAGGACACGUGUCGCAGGCUCGGCGAGCUUCCGGAAUCUGUAGGCGACGAGGGUCUUGCGUCCUUUGCUCUCUUGCAUCCACCUUGGCCGACCCCAAUUCCAUUCGGGGUUUAGUUUGGAGCUUGUGUUUGCUCUCGUUUUCAUUCAUUUUCCUUUUAUCGUUGCUUAUAUUUUGUUUUAUGUUUCAAUCAUAUUCGGAUGAAUAUUUAUUUACAUUAAAAAAAAAUCAAGUGAAAAAAAAAAUCUGGACAAAAUUCAAAANGUUAUUUAUUAUUAUUAUGAUAUGAUUUUGUUUUUUCAAAGUUUACUCCCAUGAUAUGGAAAAUGUUGCUACAUUUGUUUAUUUAGGCAAAUGACACCAAAACCAACUUUUAA